AUGCCGGAGGCUAAAAUCGAUAGUGAAUCUGUUCAGCAUGAUGAACAUCGUCAAAAUUCUCAUACUCUCUCAGGACGCCGACCAUCGAUUGCUGCGCAGCUGACCAAUCCUCUAACGGGAAUGGACGAUGAGGACGUUCUGCUCGACGUCGAGACUUGGACCAAAAAGCGCGGGCUCGAACACGAGCUCAACACAUUCCGUCGGGGUGCCCUGCUGGCGCGUGUGAUCAACACGCCGGGCGCAUUUGAGCACAUCGAUCUUCCCAACGACGAGAAAGAGGUUUUGAGGCGCGAACAGUCUCACAAGUGGAGUCAACCCUUCAUGUUGUACUUCCUGGUCGUUCUUUGCGCUGGUUCCGCUAUCGUUCAAGGCAUGGAUCAGACCGCCGUCAACGGGGCUCAAGUUUUCUACUUCCAGGAGUUCGGCAUCACUGAUCCAUGGUUGCAAGGGCUGCUCAAUGGCGCUCCGUACCUCUGUUCUUGCCUCAUCGGGUGCUGGACUAAUGCACCGCUGAACAAAAUUUUCGGCCGCCGAGGCACCAUCUUCAUUUCCUGCACCAUAUCCUUCCUCUCUUCGUUUUGGAUGGCCGCCGCUCAUACAUGGUGGAACCUCUUGAUUGCGCGCUUUGUUCUCGGCUUUGCGGUUGGCGCGAAGAGUAGCACUACGCCGGUGUAUUCUUCCGAGUGUGCACCGAAAGGCAUACGCGGUGCGCUCACUAUGCAAUGGCAGAUGUGGACUGCAUUCGGCAUUAUGCUAGGAUUUGUGGUGAGCGUUGCUUUUCAAGAUACGCGACCGAUUACAGGCGCAGAGACUGAGCCUUGGCGGUGGAUGCUGGCGGCGACAGCGAUUCCUCCCAUGAUCGUCAUGGCUCAGGUAUACCUCUGCCCCGAAUCGCCCCGCUGGUACAUGAGCAAGGGCAAGUUCGACAAAGCAUUUGAUUCAUUCUGCCGACUUCGAAACCACAAGGUCCUCGCCGCUCGGGAUAUGUACUAUGCUCACAAGCUUCUCGAGGUCGAGGAGUCCCAGCGUGCGGGCAAGAAUUUAUUCAAGGAAUUCUUCACCGUUCGUCGCAAUCGUCGCGCCGCGCAGUCGGCCUUCUUUGUCAUGUUCAUGCAACAAUUUUGCGGCGUUAAUGUGAUUGCAUACUACUCGACCCAGAUCUUUAUCGAUUCGGGCUUCGAGCGCAGUCAGGCGUUGCUUGUGUCGCUGGGUACCGGUAUCGUCAAUUGGCUUUUUGCAAUCCCAGCAAUUUACACUAUCGACACCUUUGGUCGCAGGAAUCUCCUCCUUACUGGGUUUCCGAUCAUGGCUAUUUGCCUUCUCAUCACCGGCUUCUCAUUCUUCAUCGAACCGCAAGUUCAACCACCGGAGGUAUCCACCCCUCGCCUUGCCGGUGUGGCGACGGGAAUCUUCAUGUUCAUGGCCGCUUACUCCCCUAGCGAGGGUCCUGUGCCUUUCACCUACUCAGCCGAAGCUUUUCCUACCUACAUUCGCGACACCGGCAUGUCAUUCGCCACUGCAACCUGUUGGGGCUUUAACUUCAUUUUGUCUUUGACAUUUCCUGCUUUGCUUCAAUCGUUCGGCCCGCAAGGUGCCUUUGGCUACUACGCAGGAUGGAACAUUUUUGGCUGGGUAUUCUGCUACUUCUUUAUACCGGAGACAAAGAACCUUACUCUUGAAGAACUCGACACCGUGUUCAAUGUUGGAAAUCGCCAGCACAGCAAGUACUACCUUGACAAGUUGCCCUGGUAUUUCAACAAGCAUGUCUUACGUCGCGACGUAGAGCCCGUACCUCAACUGUAUGAGUUCGGCGACGAGCGCACAGAGCAAGCGCUCUCGGGCACCGAAAAGCUCGCGACGAGACAACUUUAG
Dissoconium aciculare CBS 342.82 is the source of this 1872-nucleotide messenger RNA. Its product is annotated as sugar transporter family protein. The transcript is spliced from 3 exons. Gene Ontology annotation, molecular function: myo-inositol:proton symporter activity. Gene Ontology annotation, biological process: transmembrane transport. NCBI's taxonomy places the organism in Eukaryota, Fungi, Ascomycota, Dothideomycetes, Mycosphaerellales, Dissoconiaceae. Gene Ontology annotation, cellular component: membrane. The record is from RefSeq and is a predicted model, not a curated record. The coding region runs from base 1 to 1872 and encodes 623 amino acids.